CCCCUCCGGUGGGCCUUUCAAACGCAUCACCGUACUUAAUAAAUUAUUUUUCUAAAAAUAAAAUAAUUACACACUGUUUUUUUUUUUAUAAUUAAUAUUUUAAAAUGAAGUUAGAAAAGUGUUUAACUGAGGAGAACCUUAAUCAGAAUUUACUGAAUAUCCAGUAUGCGGUCCGUGGACCUAUCUUGCAGAGAGCUUUGCAGAUCGAAAGAGAGUUAGUCAAGGGGGUUCCAAAGCGCUUCAAGCGUGUGGUGAGAGCUAACUGCGGCGACUGUCACGCUCUCGGACAGAAACCCAUCACAUUCAUAAGACAGGUAUUAGCCCUAGUGUCAUUCCCGGAACUGAUCUCGUCUCGUCUAGAUAUCCCUCAAGACGUGAAGGACAGAGCCAAAGAGCUACUCGACGACUGCACGAAAGGUUCAGUGGGAUCGUAUUCUCCAUCCAACGGUCUCAACUUGGUGCGAUCUCGUGUCGCACAGUACAUCACGAACAGAGACGGUGUGCCCUCCAACCCUGACGAUAUUUACCUGGGAUCUGGUGCCUCUGAUGUUAUUAAAUCAGUCCUAACUCUGUUUGUUGAGGAUGUGGGAGGAAAGCCUCCUGCUGUGAUGGUGCCGAUCCCUCAGUACCCACUGUUUUCGGGUACUCUCUCAGAGCUUGGGGUUCGACAGGUCGACUAUUACCUUGAUGAGGAACACGACUGGGCUCUCCAGAUCUCUGAGCUAGAAAGGAGCUGGCGAGACGCCAGUAUUGAGAGCAAUGUGCGGGCUCUUGUUGUGAUCAACCCUGGAAAUCCUACAGGACAGGUGUUAACCCGCGAUAAUAUUGAACAAAUCAUCAAAUUUGCUUACGAGCGUAACUUGUUCAUUUUGGCUGACGAAGUAUACCAGGAGAACAUCGUGAGCAAGCCGUUUCAUUCCUUUAAAAAGGUAAUGUUCGAAAUGGGUGCACCAUACUCCCGCAUGGAAUUGGCCAGUUUCUUGACGACUUCAAAAGGCUAUGCAGCUGAGUGUGGAUUGAGGUCAGGAUACGUGGAGCUACUGCAUCUCCAGCCUUCAGUGCAGAAAACGUUCAAUACUAUGAGGUCUGUCAUGCAGUGCCCCUCGGUUUUGGGACAGUGCAUUUUGGAUUGCGUGAUGAAGCCUCCGUCUCCCGGAAAACCCUCACACAAUCAGUUCAUCAAUGAGAUUAGAGACAUUCACCAAGUAUUAAAGGAACGCACUGCAACCGCUUACAAAACCUUCAACUCAAUACCAGGAUAUUUCUGCAAUCCAAUCGACGGUUCGAUGUUCGCAUAUCCUCGUAUCGAAAUUCCAGUAGAGGCCCAAUUAGAAGCAAAAAAACUGAACAUGAGUCCUGAUGAGUUCUACUGCCUUAGGCUGUUGGAGGAAACUGGAGUGUGUGUGAUCCCGGGUACGGGAUUCGGGCAGCUUCCAGGAUCAUUCCAUUUCAGAACUACGAUACUCCACCCCAAGGACGAAUUCCAGUACAUGAUGGACUCUAUAAGACGUUUCCACUUGAACUUCAUGCAGUUAUAUCCUUAGAAAAUGUAUUUAGAUUUAGCAUUGAAUGAAUUUAGCAUUGUAGAUCUUUGAUGGUGCUUGAUGAGACUCUCGUGACAUACUUGAUUUUCCCGUCUUAGCUUUAAGGGUCUUAGCUUUAAGGGUUUAAAGGUCAAGGUGAAAUGGGUUAACACAAU
Bombyx mandarina (wild silkworm) is the source of this 1699-nucleotide messenger RNA. RefSeq names its product alanine aminotransferase 1. NCBI's taxonomy places the organism in Eukaryota, Metazoa, Arthropoda, Insecta, Lepidoptera, Bombycidae. Gene Ontology annotation, biological process: biosynthetic process. Gene Ontology annotation, molecular function: pyridoxal phosphate binding; transaminase activity. The record is from RefSeq and is a predicted model, not a curated record.